AGAGCUGAUGGGGACCUCUGGAACAUCUUGCCGUCUUCGUCUCGGUGCAUUGAUGACUGACGGCUGAUGACUCAGAAAUACAUCAACAAUCCGCCUGCAGGAGCCUCCCCUGUAGUUGUCUCUGCUGCUACCCUACCUCCACAACUGGAGAGCAGCUGCAGCACCGAUGGAGAAGAAGCAAGGAUCUGCUCAUCAGUAUGGAUCACUGGAGCAUACCGCGUGGAGCAGAGACGGCAAAAAAACAGAGGAUGACGUGGUGUCCAUGGCAGACUCCACCAUCACUGUGGAUGACAUCGAGGGGGAGCUCUUCAAGAUUGAGAGGAUCAGGGACAUCCUUGUCAGGAGGGAGUCAGAGCUCAGAUACAUGAUGGAUGACAUUCAGCUGUGCAAAGAGAUCACUCGGCUGAAGAGGGAGCUGCACAAACUAGUGUCUAUACCAGAUAAGGACAAGUCCAAUGAAGAUCGACAGAAGGAAGAAGAGCUGCUGCACCAGAUUCACAAACUGGUGGAAACCAGAGAUUUCUUAGUGGAUGAUGUUGAGUUUGAACGUCUCAGGGAAAAAGAAGAAGAUAAAGAAAUGGCAGAAUUUUUGAAGUCCAGCUUGCCAAGAAAUAUGAAGAAAGCAGGUGCAUCAUCAAGAAGAGUACCAGCCAGGGCUCAACAGACUUCAUCGCCUUUCACCAAGACAGGUCUCACCCUCCUAAAGGAGUGUUGUGGUUUUACGUGCUCCAUCAUGUAGACAAGAGCCGAAAACAAAGACUCCCAGAGCAAGGUGACCAUUCCAAGGGAGAUGAAUAACCAAGUUCACCUAUUUAGUCUGAGAAAGAGAUGCAAAGAGACAUUGAUGGAGUUCUGCACAUCAGUGGAAAAUAUUGUGUUGCAAAAAUGAUUUGGUGUGAAUCAGAAUAUUCAUUUUGUUUUGCCCCUGCUUUGUUUCUGCUUCUCAUCCCAGCCAACCCUGCUGUUACUACUUUCUUUUACACCCAACACUAAAGGCUCCGAACAGCCGAGCACAACUCAUGCCAGCAUAUUGUUAAUGCACAUUAUUAGAUUCAAGUGUCACGACGUACCCACAGGUUGUAUAUUUAAAGUGUACGUGCAUCUCCGAUAAUUGUCAUCUCCUUUUCAAAAAGUUAAAAUUUUUCAGUGAACAGGCCAGUCUAGAAACGGCUAGAACUUUAUAAUUAGUGGUAGGGGGAUAAUACUAAGAAAACGAAUCGACCAGUCUGUCAGCAUAAAGCUGUGUGCGAUUUGGCUCCAGACAAAUAUGGGCAUUUAUAAAAGAGGAUCCACUUUUCCUUUAACAGAGGUUCCACCCUUUUUAAUUAGCUUUAAAAUGCAGAUAUUUACAUAAACAUAACCUUUUUUCCUGUUUUAGAUCUUUUAAGAUUAUCAAAAUGAUUUAUUUUUACUAAAUGCCAGAAUAGUGACAGACAGAAAAGUUUUUGAGUUUUCUUACUUUGUUGUGAAAAACGUUGAAACUUUAUGACUUGGAGUCAUAAAAGUCGAACAGAUGGAAUUUAGGCUCACUCCUCCUGACACAUAAGCUGUUCCUGAGUCAGGUUUGUAGGCCUCUCACUCACACCUUUAUAGCUCUCUGCACAAAUUAGUUUUGUAACUAACAUCAGGGCUUUUUGUCUGCCACUACAACUCCAAGAUGCAUUGUUGUCAUUAGGGCAGUUUGUAACUGAUUGGAAGAUAUGCUUCGGGUCAUUGAACAUUUGGAAGUCCCAUUUGUGAUUUAAGUUUCCUGCUAACGUCCCAGCUGAGGUCUUCAGGUGUUGCUUAGGAAACACUAAAUCUUCUUUCCACGUGAUGACAUCCACAGUAUUUUGUGAAGAGCACAUGUCCCUUCUACAGCAAAUUAUCCCUACAAAAUGCUGCUGCCACCCCCGUACUUCACAGUAUGGUGUUCUCAGGUUUGCAAGCCUACCCUGUAUUCCUUCCAUUUUUAACGACGGUCAUUGUGUUCGAACAAUUGGUUUCUCUGUCCCUGAGUGCAUUGGCAAACUCUAAUCUGACAUUUUAUGUUGCUGUUGGAGUAAUGGCUUCUUUCUCAUUGUGUGGCUUGUCAGUCCAUGUUGGUGCAGGACUCGUUACGCUGUGAAUAAUGUAACAUUAUCUUGAAGCACAUGGGCGGAUGCUUCAGCCAGCAUUUUCAGAAGAUUUUUUGUUGAUACAUUUUGCAUCACAAACACCUUCAUCCCUCGGACACAGAACCCGUUUCCUUGCUAUGAUAAUUGCUAUGAUAAAGCUAUUUGAACAGAUGAACAUGGCUCCUUCAGGCAUAAAGAAACUGUACCCAAAAAUGAACCAGACUUAUGGAGGUCCACAAUUCCCUUCUUGAUAUGAGCAGAGGAGAUAUCACAAAGCCAUGACAUCAUCAUGCAAACAUCAUACAAAGUGAUCUUAGUAUAUAUUAAAGUCUGACUUUUAAAAAAGUAACAAGAAUUGCUAAAAAGAAAAAAAUCAAAUAUGUAUAUCUA
Messenger RNA from Girardinichthys multiradiatus, 2486 nucleotides. RefSeq names its product bMERB domain-containing protein 1-like. The coding region runs from base 167 to 739 and encodes 190 amino acids. The record is from RefSeq and is a predicted model, not a curated record. Lineage: Eukaryota; Metazoa; Chordata; Actinopteri; Cyprinodontiformes; Goodeidae. The transcript has 6 exons.